This is a messenger RNA of Lecanosticta acicola, 1081 nucleotides long. Lineage: Eukaryota; Fungi; Ascomycota; Dothideomycetes; Mycosphaerellales; Mycosphaerellaceae. The record is from the annotation of a GenBank genome assembly.
AUGCCUCCCACAACCAACGGUGCACCACCAGCCGUCAGAAGUGUCGGCUAUGUUGGCCUGGGGAAUGCCGGAUUCUCCAUGGCCUCGAAUCUCCCCAAAGCGGGAUAUCACCUCGUUGUACAUGAUGCAGAUGAAGCCAAAGUCGAACGCGCAGCUUCCGAAUGGAAGAAUACCACCCCAUCGUAUGGAAAGCCGGAAGCCUUUGCGGAUUGCGAGGUCAUUGUUACGAUGUUACCGCAAGGAAAGAUUGUCAAAGAAGUAUUGCUUGGAAAGGAUGGCAUUGGAAGGGCUUUGCGGCCAGGUAACGUUUCUCACCGACUCCCUUCAUUCGAACCGAGCACUUCUGCUCACCGCAUUCGAUUCCCCAGGAACAAUCAUCAUCGACACUUCCUCCUCCUCCCCAUUCGAUACCAUCGCCCUCGGCAAAGAACUCGCGGCCCACCAACUCGAGCUCGUCGAUUCUCCCAUCACCCAAACCUACAUGCACGCCACCGAUUUCGGGCAAUCCACACUCAUGGUCGGCUGCGACUCCCCUUCCACCUUCUCCAAAGUCGAACCCAUCAUCCAAACCAUGGCAGGCUACGUCUUCCACAUGGGCAAGCUGGGCAACGGCCACGCGAUGAAGACCCUCAACAACUACAUCAUGGCCUCCGCCAUGUGCGCGCUGGGCGACAGCCUGGUGACGGGCCAGAAAUUCGGCCUCGAGCCGCAGAAGAUGCUGGAUGUUCUCAACGUCGGCACCGGCGUGUGUUUCCCCACGCUGGAUACCUUCCGCCGCGACGGCAUCACGGGACGGUAUAAUUCCGGGUUUGGCUUGGCUCUGCUGGUCAAGGAUCUGGGUAUCACCGAAGAGUUCAUGGCUCAUAAUGAUUUCCAGACGGAGCUGCCGGCGCUCACCAAGAAGUAUCUGGGUGAUGCGCUGGCCGCUACUGGGGAGCCGGGAUGCGAUCAUACCAAAGCUCUAGUCGGCUGGGAGAAGAGGAGUGGAGUGCAACUGAAGCGGACGGCAAAGGUGGAAGAUAUCCCCGCGGAAGAUUUCGAGCAUCGAUUGAAGGGGUUGAAUCGGAGUUCUGAUAUCUAG